AUGAACGGCGCUAAUCAGCAGGCAAAGCUGCCGAUGUCUCACACAUUAUGGUCUCCUGCUGAUACCGUACGAGAUGCUGCUGAAUCGUUGGGUAUCACCACUCUUGGAGAUGAGGUUGCCAAGAACCUAGCCAUGGAUGUUGAGUAUCGAGUCCACGAAAUUCUGGACCAGGCCAUCAAAUUCAUGCGCCACGGAAAGAGAAGAACACUGACUGUUUCGGACGUUGAUCGUGCGAUGAAAGUGCUAAACCUAGAACCGCUGUAUGGAUAUGACGUCUCAAGACCGCUGGUGUUCAAAGAAGCCAUCGUUGGUCCUGGCCAGAACUUAUAUUACGUUCAUGAUGACGAGGUGGAUUUUGAAAAGCUCAUAAAUCAGCCGCUGCCUAAAGUUCCACGUUACACCACAUUCACAGCUCAUUGGCUGGCCAUAGAGGGCGUCCAGCCAACCAUUCCACAGAACCCAACGCCAGCCGAGGUCAGGUCCGUACCUGCUCUGCAGAAAGCCUCCACAGACAAUAUUCUUGCAAUAGACGGAGGUGCUAGUGGUAGUGAUCCAACUGCGAGAGCUUCUAGUGCUAAAAAAGACAUGGAAAUCAAGCCAUUAGUGAAACACAUGUUGUCCAAGGAGCUCCAGUUAUACUUCGAUAAGGCGAUUACGGCUCUUCUGGAUGAUACCGACGAAAGCCUCAAGAAUGCAGCACUGGACUCUAUUAGAUCGGAUCCUGGUCUCCACCAGCUUGUGCCUUAUUUCAUUCAAUUUGUCGCCGAGACCUUGACUCACAACCUGAAAAACAUCAAUCUCUUGACGACAAUGCUGCUUGUGAUCUACUCGCUUCUCAUGAACAAAUCCAUAUUCCUGGAUCCAUACAUUCACGCGUUGAUGCCCUGUAUUCUGACAUUACUGCUGGCCAAAAAGAUUGGUCCUCAAGGAACUUCUGAAAACGAAGAAGAGGCCAAGCAACACUUCCAGCUGCGUGAUCUCGCAGCCUCGCUACUGGAGAGAAUUAUCAACAAUUACGGGUCGAGCUACUCCACGCUCAAGCCUCGUAUAACGAGAACCUUGCUGCGCGCGUUUUUGAGCUCCAGCACUAUAACCUCUGUUGGAACGCAAUACGGUACCAUCAAAGGAAUCAAGUGUUUGGGACCAGAAGUUAUAAGGGUUGUGAUGAUCGGAAACCUGAAAAAUUGGAGUAAAAAUGUUCUCAGUGGAGAGAGUUUUUCUGCGGAUACGGCAAACCGUGAACUUUUGAUUUCCAAUGUUAUCGAUUGUCUUCGCAUACUCAAAUCCGACGGUGAGCUUACCGAGCCUUCUACCAAGCGUUUGAGGGUAGAUACUGAUCAGGAUGUCGAUAUGGAUGGCGAGUCAGAGACGUUGACGGAAGAGAUGUCUGCAAAACUGACUGAAAGAGUUGGCGAUAUUUUAGCCACGGAAAUCUCCAAACAGGAUGAUUCAGUCGCAAUCUACAAAGGCAUAUUUUUUGGCGAAUCAUAA
Messenger RNA from Kuraishia capsulata CBS 1993, 1491 nucleotides. RefSeq lists its product as uncharacterized. Gene Ontology annotation, biological process: RNA polymerase II preinitiation complex assembly; transcription initiation at RNA polymerase II promoter. Gene Ontology annotation, cellular component: SLIK (SAGA-like) complex; transcription factor TFIID complex; SAGA complex. The record is from RefSeq and is a predicted model, not a curated record. NCBI's taxonomy places the organism in Eukaryota, Fungi, Ascomycota, Pichiomycetes, Pichiales, Pichiaceae. Gene Ontology annotation, molecular function: RNA polymerase II general transcription initiation factor activity; transcription coactivator activity; protein heterodimerization activity. The transcript has a single exon. Bases 1 to 1491 code for a protein of 496 amino acids.